AGCCGCCUGGCCGACCAACCGAGCCACCCUCUACUACUACUACCCACUACACUACAAAGCCAACCCCUACAUUUACCCCACUCUCGCCUUGCUUAAUAUCUGGAGAAUGCAUGAACUGCCUUUGUCAGACAAUGUCUCACUGCGUGGUCGACGAUAACUGUACAGGUGCCGCCUGUGGCCCUUUUAGAAUAAACCGGGAAUACUGGGCUGCCUCUGGAAAGCCUGUCAUCCACUAUGGGGUUCCUGACAUUGACAAUGAAUACAAUAAAUGUGUUAAAAACUGGGGCUGUUCAGUUCGGUCAGUACUAGGAUACCUCAGCAGAUUCCAACAGGACUGUAACGGUAAUGGUAAAUUCGACUGCUACGACUAUAUCGCCACUCAUUUAUUUGGUCCUCAUGAAUGCAGAAAGAAGAAGCUCACAGGAGAGUACCUACAACGUUAUCAAUCCUGCGACUGCGGAAAGAUACCUGAUUGUCACUGA
Molecule: messenger RNA, 482 nt
Organism: Zophobas morio
Lineage: Eukaryota; Metazoa; Arthropoda; Insecta; Coleoptera; Tenebrionidae
Product: invertebrate-type lysozyme 6-like
Exons: 3
Coding region: 111-482 (123 amino acids)
Molecular function (GO): lysozyme activity
Source: RefSeq, a predicted model, not a curated record